CCCUAUGACGUGGGCCCGAUACUUCUCAACCUGUUCAGGAGCUUCCCUGGCUCGCUUGGUCGCUAUGCCCGCGACUCCCUGGAUCUACAGCUGCGCGAGCACAUGGCCACCAAGGGAGGUCGGCUGCAACGUGGCUUGAUGCCGUCACCGCGCCCUACCGUUGUCAUGUCCGAUGUCGUGCGCGACGGCGAGGACCUCAGCGACGAGAGCUGGGGGGCGCUCCACUGUGGGCUGGUCGUUGCGGUGCUGGCGCUGAACUGGGAGACCAGCCUGCCUAGGGGCCCGGACUGGGAGAGCCGCCUCAAGGAUCGCAAGAUCGGCAACGGUGGCUCCGAGAUCACGACACCUUACAAACUCACGCUGGAACAGGCGCCAGACGGCCUGCCGCCGCCUGGCGUCGCGGCCUCCAUCGAGGCGGCCGAUCUUGCGACGGGCUUCGUGCGCGAUGCUUUGCUGAACCCGUCGCUCAUGUUGCUGCUGCCUGCGCUCCGUCGCGCGGCGCCCACCUCCGCUCGGGCUUGGGAUUGCGAUUCCGAGCGGCGUCGCAUUGUGGAGGCCUUGCAUGUGCGCGGGAUGAUCGGUCCCAUCGCCUCGAGCGAGAUCGCCUGUCGCGACGGAGCUCCGUUGUUGAACGGCGCCUUCGGUGUCCCGGUGGCUCGCGACGCCCCCGUCAAGUGCAGCGGCGGGUGGCUGCGGCCGGUCCUGAGGCCGAUCACGAACCUGAUCCCUACGAACGCGCGCCAGGAGUGCAUCGUGGGAGACGCGCCCGAGAUGCCGACGAUGCGUCAGCUGAACGGCCUGGUGCUUGCCGAGUCGGAGGACCUGUUGUGGGGCGGUGCUGACAGUAAAGCCUUCUUCUACGUCUUCAGGGCGCCGCCGCCGCGGCGGCCGCACACGGUGAUCGGCCCCCCCGUGCCGCCCCGGCUGCUGGGCCUCAAGGGCGGCGGCACCACCCGCAUCUGCUUGCGCGUUAUCGGCACGGGGUGGAUCAGCGCGGCGGGAGCGACUACCCAUCUUCACCGCGACAUGCUUCGGCGCAGCGGCAGCGUGCCUCGCGGCCUCAGCCCGAGCUGCGAGGUCACGCGUCGGCGGCGGUUGCCGCUGGGGGUGGAGAAGCCUUGCCCCCCGGCCUGGAUGGUCUACAUUGACAACCUGGAGAUCGCCGAGAUCCUCGACCUCCACCGCGCGGUGCGCGCGACCGCCCUGGGGGAGCUGAUCGACGGCGUCGAGGGCGUCCGCCGCCCCCCCGCGGGCUACAUUAUUGAGAUGGUCAGCCUUGCCUUUGUGCCCUGGGGAAGAGGCCGCUUCAGCGUCGACGUCGUCGAGGACCCGCUGAUGUGCCUGGCGCUUUCUGCUCUGUGCGCGGCGGACAUGCGGCUCGAAGUCGACCACCUGGCGACGGCGUCUGCGUCGGAGGCUGCGGGCGCGGUGGUCUACAGCACGGGCUUUGAGAUCCUCGGCCUGGUGCCCGCGGUCCACCUGCCGUUCGAGGUUGACGCCCAGGCCGUGCGCGUGUCGCGCCGCUGCUACCCUGGGACCCAGCACCUUGGGGACGUGACGGAGGCCGACCCCGCCGCCCUGGCGGGCCUCUUGCGGGCCCGAGGUGCUGCCGGCCCGCGCGCCUCGCUGGUCGGUCACGUGAUCAGGGUCAUCCAGGGGCCGCGGGUGGCCAUGCCUGAAACCACGGUUGAUUUCCUCGGCGAGAACGCGGCCUCGAUGGCCGAAUCUGACGCACUUCAUCUCAACGGGCUCUUCGAGCGGAUCCCCCUGGAGGUCGAGGCCGGCGACGUCGGCUGGGUCAAGCGACCGCGCCUGUACUGGGCGUCCUGGGACUUGCUGCCUUCUUUUGAGUUUAAGGCGAUCAUGGUGAUGGCGAAGAGCUCGGCGGGGCGCCGCGCUUGCCGCGUGGCGCUGCAGGCUGAGCGGCCGCCGCUGGAGGAGUGGCUGCCUGCUGGUGCGAGCUGCCCUGGGGCCGCUGCGGGGGAGCCGCUGCCUGCGCUUGUUCGAUGGACGCCGCGCUCGCAACCGCGCCCCAGGCCUGCAGGCGUCGGGGAGUGCGCGGAUGCUGAGCUGGCGCGCUGGGAGGAGGCGGGCUUUGCUGCCCCGCCCUACCAGUUCCGUAACAAGCGGUGCAUUCACGAGGCCGGUGGCCGCGUGGCGCCGCUUGACGCGGUCGCGCGCGAGAAGCUCAUGGGCCUCGCCGAGGGCCGCGCUGCCCCGUGCAUGACCAGUGCGGAGGCGAAGGCCAGCCCAACCAAGCACGAGGCGCUGCGGCGAUCCUUGGCGGGGAACUCGUUCCAGUGCGAGGUGGUAGCCUGGCUGCUUAGGCACUUGGCCGUGGGUGCGGGGCUGUUGGUCUCCGCGCCGUCGGUGGCCGAGCUGCACUCCAGCGCGCGCGCCUGGGCCGGGGGCCGCAAGCUGUGGGCUGGCGACCUCGCCUCGCUGCGCUGCGGACGCGUGGAGCUCGACGAGCAGGUCUCCCGCGAGCUGGAGGCACCAGCUGCGGGGCGCGCCGGCCCGGGGACGCCAGCG
This is a messenger RNA of Prorocentrum cordatum, 2532 nucleotides long. The record is from the annotation of a GenBank genome assembly. Lineage: Eukaryota; Dinophyceae; Prorocentrales; Prorocentraceae.